UCUGUGGAAACCUUGGUCAUGGCAUCAACCUUAGAGCCUGUUACAUUCAGAGAGUUCUGCCCUUUGUACUAUCUCCUCAAUGCCAUUCCCACAAAGAUCCAGAAGGGUUUCCGUUCUAUCGUGGUCUAUCUCACAGCCCUCGAUACCAACAGGGACUACAUCGCGGUGGGCAGCAGCAUCGGCAUGCUCUAUCUGUACUGCCGGCACCUCAACCAGAUGAAAAAGUACAACUUUGAGGGGAGGAUGGAAUCCAUCACUGCAGUGAAGCUGCUGAGCUGCUUCGAUGACCUUGUGGCAGCCGGCACUGCCUCCGGGAGGGUUGCAGUUUUUCAACUUGUAUCUUCAUUACCAGGGAGAAAUAAGCAGCUUCGAAGAUUUGAUGUUACCGGUAUUCACAAACAUAGCAUUACUGCUCUGGCUUGGAGCCCCAAUGGAAUGAAACUGUUCUCUGGAGAUUGAACAAAGCGGAAAAUUGUGAUUUUUUGCCUCAACAUUGACCUUAGGCUUCUGGCCCUCUCGCAGGGGGUCUGCAACUCGCACUUGGUGUUAGAAGAGCCAUCUUCCAUUGUGCAACGAUAUAGCCAGAAAGUGCUGCUUGUCUCUACCUUGCAAAGAAGUCUGCUCUUUUACACUGAAGAAAAGUCUGUUAGCAGAUCGGUAACCCAGCCAAGGAAAAGUACUGGGAAAUUUGGUGCUUGUUUUAUACCAGGACUGUGUAAGCAAAGUGAUCUAACCCUGUAUGCCUCCCGGCCUGGGCUCCGGCUGUGGAAGGCCAAUGUUCACGGCACUGUUCAAGCCAUUUAUCCUAAAGACGUCUUUGCUGGAGGAGUCACACCUUUCGAGCUCUACCCACGUCUAGAACCUCCCAACGGAGGAAGUUGCAGCUCACCUGAGAGACACCUAGGGCUUGUUUCAUGCUUCUUUCGAGAAGGCUGGGUGUUGAGUUGGAAUGAGUACAGUAUCUAUCUUCUGGACACCAUCAACCAGGCUACAAUUGCUGGUUUGGAAGGAUCAGGUGAUAUUGUGUCUGUUUCCUGCACAGAAAAUGAAAUAUUUUUCUUAAAAGGAGAUAGGAACAUUAUAAGAAUUUCAAGCAGGCCUGAAGGACAAGCACCAAUAGUGAGAGAUGGUCUGGAGACAUCAGGAUGUUCAGAGCAAGUCCAUGUGCAGUGUCUGGAGAAGCCACUGGGGACUGCAGUUUCUGAGACAAGAUUCCGAGGAUCCUCUGUGGCAAGCUCAGUGGCCAGUGAACCGCGGAGCAGGAGCAGUUCACUCAACUCCACAGACAGCAGCUCUGGGCUGCUGCCGCCUGGGCUCCAGGCAGCCUCUGAGCUGGGCAAGGGCAGCCAGCCCUCCUCACAGAGAUUCAGUGUUAUCAGCUCAGAAGACUUUGACCAGGAGCUUGUUGUGAAACCUAUCAAAGUGAAGAAGAAGAAGAGGAGGAGGAGGACAGAAGGCGGAAGCAAGAACACCUGUCAUAGUUCCCUCGAAUCGACUCCCUGCUCCGAGUUUCCUGAUGACAGUCCCCAGUCCUUGAACACAGACCUGCUGUCCAUGACCUCAAGUGUUCUGGGUAGUAGUAUGGAUCAGUUGAGCACAGAGUCUCCCGACCAGGAAAGCACCCUCAGUGGAGUCUUGCAGGAAAAUAAUGACCCUGAAACAUUUAGUGUCCUAGAGGUGCCUGAAUCUGCCCCUGACUUCCUGGAUGAAGAAAAUGACAUAAGAACUGAAAUUCCACAGUGUACCCACAUGCAUGAGAUGGGGCUGCUCAAUGGAAUGUUGAAUUUACCCUUGCUCCCAAGGGAAGGUGUGGGAAGUGGAAACAUCACAGGACUUGAAGAAGAGCCUGGUCCUGCAGGCGAGACAGCAAACCACACACACCUGCCCUUCCGAGAAUGGGACAGUUCUGCUGAAGCACAUGAGGUAGAAGAUGUAGAACCCAGUGACUCCCAAAGUACUUUUCCUGAGGCCCCCUUCCUGGACUCACUCAUGGUGCCUUCCAGCCUCAUCUGGCCCCCAAGUGCUGAGAAGUGGCUGUCUGGGGCCCGAGCUGAUGAAGGCAGUGCUGAGGAGACCAGCAAAGAGAAGGAUGUCCGAGCCCAGGUUGAGGCCCCUGGCCACCUUGGCUCAAAUUCCUGGCAUGCAGUCGCUGACAGUGAUACAGGUCAGAAAGAAGCAUCCAUUCUGGAAUGUGACAUGGGAAGGGUGGAAGGACAGUUUACUACUCUGUCCUCUGUCUUGGCAGCCAGCACCCAUGAGCCUUGGCUGGAGCAGCCUUCUCGGGACCAGGCAUUGACAUCCAGUGAUGAGGAGGACAUCUAUGCAGGGCUCCCAUCUUCAUCCUCAGAGAUGAGUGUGACAGAGGUUGGAGCUAGUCGUUCUCUACAGGACCUGGGCCAGCCAGGUACAGAUGACACCACGAUGUUCAAGUCAGACCAGUUUGCAGAGAGCUGGAUGGGCUACUCAGGUCCUGGCUAUGGCAUACUCAGCUUGGCGGUCUCUGAGAAGUAUAUCUGGUGCCUGGACUACAAAGGCAGCCUGUUCUGCAGCGCACUGCCUGGUGCCGGACUGCGCUGGCAGAAGUUUGAAGAUGCUGUCCAGCAGGUGGCGGUCUCCCCUUCAGGAGCUCUUCUCUGGAAGAUUGAACAGAAAUCAAAUCGCGCUUUCGCUUGUGGGAAAGUAACCAUCAAGGGAAAGCGGCACUGGUAUGAAGCUUUGCCCCAAGCGGUGUUUGUGGCCUUGAGUGAUGACACAGCCUGGAUCAUUAGGACCAAUGGAGACCUAUACCUGCAGACAGGUCUCAGUGUGGAUCGCCCCUGUGCCCGAGCCGUGAAGGUCGACUGUCCAUACCCACUGUCCCAGAUCACAGCCCGGAAUAGUGUGGUGUGGGCACUGACAGAACAGAGAGCACUCCUGUACCGGGAGGGUGUGAGCAGCUUCUGUCCCGAAGGGGAGCAGUGGAAGUGUGACAUCGUCAGUGAAAGGCAAGCUUUGGAGCCUGUUUGCAUAACUCUGGGAGACCAGCACACUCUCUGGGCCCUGGAUGUCCAUGGCAAGCUGUGGUUCAGAACUGGCAUGGUUCCCAAGAAGCCCCAAGGAGAUGAUGACCACUGGUGGCAGGUGAGCAUCACAGAUUAUGUGGUGUUUGACCAGUGCAGCAUAUUCCAGACCAUUAUCCAUGCCACACACUCAGUGGCCACUGCGGCCCAAGUGCCCGUCGAAAGAGUGGCAGAUAAACUGCGCAUGGCAUUCUGGUCUCAACAGCUUCAGUGCCAACCCAGCCUUCUAGGGGUCAACACCAGCGGCAUCUGGAUCUCCUCGGGCAAGAAUGAAUUCCAUGUGGCUAAAGGAAGCCUCAUAGGCACUUACUGGGAUAAUGUUGUUCCCCGGGGGACAGCUUCUGCAACAAAAUGGGCCUUUGUGUUGGCUUCUGCUGCUCCUACCAAAGAAGGAAGCUUCUUGUGGCUGUGCCAGAGCAGCAAGGACCUGUGCAGUGUCAGUGCCCAGAGUGCACAGUGCCGCCCUUCCACAGUGCAGCUACCCCCCGACGCAGAGAUGAGGGCCUAUGCUGCCUGCCAGGAUGCGCUGUGGGCCUUGGAUAGCCUUGGUCAGGUGUUUAUCAGGACACUCUCCAAAAGCUGCCCCACGGGCAUGUACUGGACGAAGCUGGACCUCUCCCAACUAGGAGCCAUAAAACUGACAAACUUGGCAUGUGGAAAUCAGCACAUCUGGGCCUGUGAUUCCAGGGGUGGAGUUUACUUCCGUGUAGGAACCCAGCCCUUGAACCCCAGUCUGAUGCUUCCGGCCUGGAUCAUGAUUGAGCCACCUGUCCAGCCUGCUGGGGUCACCUUGGUUAGUGUCCAUUCCAGCCCCAAUGACCAGAUGCUAUGGGCACUUGACAGCAGAUGGAAUGUGCACGUCCGAACCGGAAUCACAGAGGAGAUGCCUGUGGGGACAGACUGGGAGCAUGUGCCAGGGUUGCAGGCUUGCCAGCUGGCACUGAGUACCAGGACCGUGUGGGCCCGCUGUCCAAAUGGUGACCUUGCCCGCCGCUAUGGUGUCACAGACAAAAACCCUGCUGGGGACUACUGGAAGAAAAUUCCCGGAAAUGUGUCAUGUUUCACAGUGACCUCAUCAGAUGAGCUGUGGGCAGUGGGACCCCCUGGCUACCUCCUCCAGCGGCUCACAAAGACAUUCAGCCACUUGCACAGCACCCAGAAGAGCAGCCAGGCAGCCACCCCCCACCCUGAGGACCUGGAGGAUGAGUGGGAAGUCAUCUGAAGGAGCCUGGGGCAGCAACUCAGGAGGGAGGAGGCAGAGGCUCUAGGAUGGACACUGCUGGUUUCCAAGUUGCUCAUCUGUGACAUGCAUCAUCAACCCUUGUCCAGAUACAGCUGCCAAGGCAGGACACCCCACACUUGAUUUCAUCCUGAUUUGUUUCGAUCUCAUACCAGAACCCACAGCCUCAGCCACAUGCCCUGAGCUGUUGCUGUAACAGCAGCGCCUUUGACAUCUUGCCAAGGUCACCUCCAAGUGGGGACAGUGCACCUGCAUGCCCUAGCUUUCAUGUGCUGCUGUAAGUUCUCAGCAGCAACUCCAGGCCCUGUUGUGGGAGAUGGUGACACAGAGAGCUUCCAUGGGCAACAAGUCAGAGCCAGGAGCUGGGGACACACCUAAGGCCAGUGCGGGCAGCAGGGCCCCCAGGACAUGUCCCCAUCAGUAUCCCCAGGCUAAACAAAGCUGCAUGUCAGAGCUCUGCAGUCACCAGAUGUGCUUGGCGAUGGCAUUGUCUCCAUUACAGGAUCCCCUUGCAUCUCUCUGAUGGGAAGGCAGAUCAUCUGUGGGGGAGAGCGCUGGGCUGUGUAGGGUGGAGGGCACGCGCACACGCACGUGCGCACACCACCUCACCUUGCUGCCCACACACAGGUGCUGCCCGCCUCAGCCAAAGCAGCAAAGGCCAGUGGGUGCAAUGGAACCUGAGGGAGGUAUGUAUACACAGCCUCUGGGGAGGCACAGCCUACAGGGGCAGCGCUGGCCAGACAUGGGGAACUGAGCCAUGGUAGCUGACUUAGAGAAGUCUGUGGAGUGAUGUUUAAUGCUGCUGGUGGCAUCAGAAAGCCAGACGCAUCCUCAGAGGAUGACUCUAAUUAUUGCCUUUUUGUUUGUUGUAUUACAAACCUGCAUAAGAUGCAUAAGAUACCUCAUUUGAAAUCAAAUCUUACAAAUUUAGAAGAGAAACAUAUCUUCUGAAAACAGUGGAGGGCCUUUUGUUCCUUCCAGUGGUUUACCCUGAGCCUGUCCUGUCUUGGUUGUAGCUUCAGAGGGGUGGCUGUCCCCAGCGUGUCCUCCACUUGUAGUCAGCCAGUGCCCUCAGUGGGUGUGGGGCUUGAUAACCAAGGAGGUGGAACCAGUGCUUGCCAUUGGCAGUUGCUGUGGCCAGGCACACAGUGGUCCUUGGGGUCAGCUCUUCUUUGGGGCUUCUAAGCUUCAGGACCAGGCUGCCCUCCCCUAUAGAGGUAGCUCCAUGACACUGCUCAGGCUGGCUGCUUUUUUUAGCCUGCCUGUAGCCCAGACCUGUUUUCUACUAAGCAUGUAUGUCAGGGAGCCCCCAGGCCACAGGUGAAGGGUACCAACCAGCAGUGAAGAGAGAUUUCCAGGUUUCAGUGAAGAAUGAGUGCUGAAACCCCUGAUCUUCACACUUCGCUUUUAUAGAACCCCUUUUGUAAAAGUUCAGUGACAGCAGAGAUGGCCCAAGUUGGCUGCUCUUCUACUGCAAAUGCUGUGCCUUGCCCGGCUCCUCUCGAUGGCGGCACUCUUAGCCCCUGGGACUAUAGUGCAAUUAAACCAAGUCUAGUGGAUACUUUCACACUAAUUUUCACUUCAGUGCUUUGAUGAUUUUCUUCCUGGUUUUAAUUUUUAGUUGUGCUUUGAGACUGUGCAAUAAACUAGAAUUUUCCAAACAUAUGAGUCUAAUGCUUGAGCUAGGAGAAGGUACGUCACAGAUGCUCCUGAGGGCUGUGCUAAGAGAUCCCGCUAGCCUGGCCCAUUGCCAGCCCGGCAGUGCCACCAGCUCUCAUGACCUGGUCAUUAUUGGAAUAUGCACCAGUUUGCCCAGGUGAUGUCAUGGGUGAUGACUACUCCAGAGCUAGACACACCCUCUGCUGGCCCUGGCAAAGAUGUCCUGAAUGAGGCAGAGCCCAACACUGUCUCCUCAUGAAGUCAACAGCAGCCUUUGGGGGUUCAAGUCCCUGGUUCUAUGUCCCCAGCCAACAAAACCAUAUACCAGAAGUGCCCUACUGGAAACUAACAUUAAAAAAAAAAAAUUACCUCGAGUGUCCUGGGAAAUGACCUAAACAACAAAUGUCAGACCUGGGUCAAGAAACAGGGAGACUUUACAGAAGACAGAAGAAAACUUGAAGAAAGGGAGACAUGGCUUCCUCUCCAGGUCAAAAGGCUAAACACAUAUGCCAAGACAUCUGUCUUUAAGAAAGGAAUUCGCAGGUGCAGCACUUCCAGAAUCACCACUGGGAUGUUCUUCUUGAGAUGGAGAUUCUCAAAAUCAGCAGUGCCCACAGACACCCCAUGUUCAUGCUAGGUUUUUCCAGCCUCACAUCCUCCUCACCAGAGCCCUGAAUCCAGUUAGCCUCAGGAGAU
Molecule: messenger RNA, 6654 nt
Organism: Castor canadensis (American beaver)
Lineage: Eukaryota; Metazoa; Chordata; Mammalia; Rodentia; Castoridae
Source: RefSeq, a predicted model, not a curated record